CCAUGUUUGGUUGCUUUGUUGUAGGCUUCUUCUAGGUUUCCUACAGAAUUUUAUAAGUGUGGAAAUGGAGCCGAGCUGGAGUACGUUUCUCUUUCAACAGGCCAAUGAAGCCCUCCACCACCAGCACCAGGUGGCUCAGAACAGUCUGCUGCCACUCCUUAACGCAGGAACUGAGCAAGUUGAUCAGAAGCCAGUCCUGCCCAUUCCCGUGGACCAGAAGCCCCCUGUAAGUGCUGCCGAUCUCCUUAAAGACAAUGUGGCGAGCGGAGGGGGUGUGCGGCCACCAGUGCCUGUGAUAAAGAAGGAACACAAGAGCAAAACUCCCUUCAUCUGCGGCUACUGCAACAAGGCCUUCCGUGAUAGCUACCACUUGCGACGCCAUGAGUCCUGCCACACGGGCAUCAAGAUGGUGUCACGGCCCAAGAAGACUGCUCAGACAGCCCCCACCAUGGUGCCCAUGAUCUCCACCAUGCCGCGAGAAAACAGCGCCAACCCCUCCUACGUCUCCACGGUCACAGGUAUUCUCACCACAGCAACCACUUCCAUCUCCUCAGGCACAAGUAUCAUGACCCCGUCCGCGAUGGGCAAUGUGCCGCAGCCAAACGCUGCCAAGAAGCCAGCCAAACCCGUCAAGAAAAACCACGGCUGUGAGAUGUGCGGCAAGGCCUUUCGUGAUGUCUACCACCUGAACAGACAUAAGCUGUCCCAUUCAGAUGAGAAGCCCUUCGAGUGCCCCAUCUGCCAGCAGCGUUUUAAAAGGAAGGACCGUAUGACCUACCAUGUUCGCUCUCAUGAUGGGGGAGUCCACAAGCCCUACGUGUGCUCUGUGUGUGGGAAAGGCUUUUCCAGGCCUGACCACCUGAGUUGCCACGUGAAGCAUGUGCAUUCCUCAGAAAGACCGUUCAAAUGUCAAGUAACGGCCUGUACCUCUGCUUUUGCCACCAAAGACAGACUUCGUUCCCACAUGAUCAGACAUGAAGGGAAGGUCACCUGUAGCAUCUGCGGGAAGAUGCUCAGUGCAGCCUACAUCACCAGCCAUUUAAAGACUCAUGGACAGAACAACUUCAGCUCCUGUAACAAAGAUGGUAACGAGGUCUGCAACUCUGCCUCAGCCACACCUGUGACCGUUUCUGCCCCCGUCACCACGGCGAUGAACCGGGGCAAUUCCAGCAACAACCCUGUCACCAUAGCAGCGCAAAUGAACAUUACCACCAACACGGUCAACAUCACGUCUCCGGUCAGCCUCCAGCAUCCGGUCACCAUCACCGGGCCCGUCAACAUCGCCUCAGUCAACAUCCCCGCCACGGCGCCCAUGAACAUCGCCCACCCCGUCGCAAUAACCACUCCCAUGCCUAUGAAUAUAGCCGGGCCCCUCAACAUCGCCAUGAGGCCGAUGGAAAGUAUGCCUUUUCUGUCCCAGGUCUUACCUUCUUCCCCACCCUGGUAAAGAGGAAGACUGCUACGAACUGGUCAGAAAGAAAGGGAAAAUGAAGUAAAAGACUUGUGUCCUCAUCAUUUGCACCUCGAGCCCAGCCCUUUCUCCCCCCUAAAGCCCCGUUUGCUUCACGAAACACUGAAGUGAACAUUUUACGUGAGCUGUGUGAACGGGGUCGGAGCUCCCCAAGUCCCAGCUCAGCUGCAUCCCAGCUAAUGUUACAUCACUGACAUGAGAGGCAGAGCAGUUGUGUAGAAAUCAGGUAGGAUUUAUCUUCUAAUCAGGAGAACUGUAAAACAUAGAUGUAGUGAAUUAAUGGGUGACGAGACUGUGAUUUUUUUUUUUGUUUGUUUCUUUCUUGUAUCAUGACAGUUGGGGUUUGAUGAAUGAAAGGAAAGGAGAUCCUCCUCAAGUCCCUCGAGGGACUUCUUAGGAAAACACACCUUUAUCUUUGUAAGCUGAGAAAGAAAACUUAAGCAAUAAGUAUGAAUUGCUGGUUUUAAUGUUUCACAAGUUCUCUUGCAAAGCUUUGGGUGUUACUUGUAUGUUGUUCUUUUUUUCUUUUCUUUUCUUUUUUAAACUAUAGCCUGCUAAUCACUAUUUAAUGUCAUAGGAGAUGAGUCUAGUAAAAGGGACAGCAGCUUCCACUUGCAUGGAAGGAUAUUUUUUCAAAGUGCUAUAGUUUUUCUCUUUUUUUACAGAUAGAAAAUUAUGCUCUUGAGGUACAGUGACUAACUUGUACAGUUGUCAUAUUAAUAUUUUUUCACAUCCGCAUUUUAAUUUGUGCUUUUUUCAUUUAAGUGGAUAUUUUGCCACUGUCCCGUUGACUAUUAAAUAUUUGUACCUUUCUUUUUUCUUUUUGUAUGGGAUGGCAAAGGUCUGUUUUGUUGUUUGUUUUGGUUUUUUAAUAUGCCUAUUUGUAGUGUUCAUUUCUCCAUGAUGUGAAAAUGGAAUGAGUCUUGCACUGAAAGCAUAUCCUGCUUAUAGGUGAACAGCAGUAUUAUCAAAAAUCAAAUUGGAGUCUACUGAAGUGUGUAGGAUAACCAGCCCACACACUUGAGGGCCAUCUAGCGGCGCAAAGACAGAAUAGCUUGGCCUUGUUUUUGGGUUACUAUUGUCAUCAUGAUGGUGACUGAUUAUAGAUCUGUUUGAAUCUUCAAUACACAGUUUUGUUUUAUCAUCAUUUAUCUGUGAUAACCCCAACAUGAUCCUAUGGACCCUCCACUCAGGAAACUCUCAGAAAAGUCCAUUACAAACAGUUUAAUUUCCUUUUCAAUUGACUCUAUUUCCCAUGUACCUUGAUCCUGGAGUUUUCCAUGUUAUUUUGUAAAUACGUCAUAAAUCAUUUGGCAUUUUUGUUAAAACAAUUGGCUAGAAGGCCAUUAGAGACUAGGGGUCCAUGAAUUAUCGAUUUUUAAAAGUAGCCGUCCAUUUAAAUUAUGUUUUCGGUAAUGAUAUACAUUACUGUACCUUUUUACAUUUCAUUACAAGUCCAGUUGAGUCUAAGGCUGGAUAGUUAUGCAGCUGAGAUCUCAAUGAGUUUGUGGAUGUAUUGAGAAAACACUAAUGAAUAUUUAGUAAGUAAUGCAACUGAUGAAUGCGAUGAUACCACAGUAAAUAGAUAUUCCGGCCUGCCUGAAUCAGUCAGUGACAUUGCGGCAUCAAAAGUUAUUGAUGACAUGCAAGUUUUUGCCCAUUACAGUAAUGGGAUGAGACAAAAGUUGCAUGCCCCAAAACACUGAAGCUGUCGAAUCAUAACUAUUUUUUUAGUGAAUGCCAUGUUAUCUUGACAGUGUUGCAGCUCUUUGAGUUGAAUCAUUGUGUACUGAAAAAUGCAAUAUGCAUGUUUGUCGUUUUCCCAAGUUUUGUUUCAAACAAAAUACUAGUGUAGCUUUUUUUUGUCCUUAUGCAUUUACAUAAGAAUACACUAUGAUAGCCUGUUUGCCAAAUUUGAUACAUUAAUAAUGUGAUAAACUGAACAUUUCUUGUGGAAUUGAACAUCUCUUUAUUUUUAAGGAAAAAAUAAUUUGGAUUGGAAAUUCCAGGACCCUUGUGAAGGCAGUUGAAUGUAUAUCUUUGUAUAAAACUAUUUUAGUUCCAAGGAUAUGGUAGUUACAAUAGAUGUGAAAGAUAAAAUAACCUUUUUAUAAAUCUUUUGUAUUAGAACAUUAACAAUGGUAAUUUUGUAUAUAUUGAGAGGCUAGGCUUUCUGAUUAGCAGAAAGGUCAAACAUUCCUACAUUUUUUAAAUGUAUGUUUGUCAAAUUAUUACAUAAACAUGCGCAAUGUUUUAUGUGCCUUUUAUUUGGGUUGUCUAAAUAAAAGAAAACUAUCAAAUGUGUUUAUAUGUAUUUAGUCAUAGUGCAUUUUAGAAUUAAGAUGCCACCCAACUUAUAAAAACUGAAGUAAAAUCUGUGUGCCUGAACAGUCAUUCUCCAAUAUCAGAUACCUCAGUCAGCCUUAGUCACCACUGGUAUUCAGGCACACACAC
Messenger RNA from Myripristis murdjan (pinecone soldierfish), 3925 nucleotides. It is a transcript of the gene vezf1a, whose product is annotated as vascular endothelial zinc finger 1a. The transcript has 5 exons. The record is from RefSeq and is a predicted model, not a curated record. The coding region runs from base 65 to 1447 and encodes 460 amino acids. Lineage: Eukaryota; Metazoa; Chordata; Actinopteri; Holocentriformes; Holocentridae. Gene Ontology annotation, cellular component: nucleus. Gene Ontology annotation, biological process: regulation of gene expression.